Molecule: messenger RNA, 282 nt
Organism: Penicillium crustosum
Lineage: Eukaryota; Fungi; Ascomycota; Eurotiomycetes; Eurotiales; Aspergillaceae
Source: RefSeq, a predicted model, not a curated record
AGGGAGGGGAAGGACACGUCAGCGGUCAGGGGCAUGCAAGAUAUUCAGGGCGUUCAGGUGAAUGGGCUGGAGGGUGAAGAUGAGGAUUCGCUGGUGGUCACCCACCCAACUACUAACUCACCGGCGUGUGGCUUAAGUACGGCUGAGCGGACGGGAAGCCCUGUUUUCCACACCCUAUGGUCUGUUGGGUUGUGGAAGCGUGAAAAGGCUGAGUGCACUCUAGGCAAGGUGAGAAUCAGCCUCAAGUUGCCGCAUUACCCCUUUCAGCCGAUAGUCCAAUAA